Penicillium verhagenii is the source of this 978-nucleotide messenger RNA. RefSeq names its product carnitine:acyl carnitine antiporter. Gene Ontology annotation, cellular component: mitochondrial envelope. The record is from RefSeq and is a predicted model, not a curated record. The transcript is spliced from 5 exons. Gene Ontology annotation, molecular function: O-acyl-L-carnitine transmembrane transporter activity. The coding region runs from base 1 to 978 and encodes 325 amino acids. Gene Ontology annotation, biological process: mitochondrial transport; carnitine transmembrane transport. NCBI's taxonomy places the organism in Eukaryota, Fungi, Ascomycota, Eurotiomycetes, Eurotiales, Aspergillaceae.
AUGUCUACCUCUACUUCUCCCCCACAACAGCUCAAGGAUGAGAUCAAGGCUGUUGAGGCCAAGGCCGUGAACCAGACUAUUGUGCAGCUGCGGUCGCUCGCUGCCGGCGCUGCAGGUGGUCUCUGCGCUGUGGUUGUCGGUCACCCCUUUGACUUGGUCAAGGUGCGACUCCAGACUGCGGAGAAGGGUGUCUAUUCCGGUGCGAUGGACGUUGUGCGCAGGACAAUUGCCCGUGAGGGACUGGCUCGGGGUCUUUAUGCGGGUGUAUCUGCCCCGCUUGUGGGUGUCACUCCAAUGUUCGCCGUGAGCUUCUGGGGUUACGAUGUGGGCAAGACCCUUGUGGAGAAGUACAGCACUGUCCCAGUCAAGAACAACACCCCCCAGUUCUCCAUCGCCCAGAUCUCCGCCGCCGGUUUCUUCUCCGCCAUCCCCAUGACCCUGAUCACAGCACCCUUCGAGCGAGUCAAGGUCCUCCUCCAAAUCCAAGGCCAGAACCCUCCCCCACCCGGCGAGAAGCCCAAGUACUCCGGCGGCAUGGAUGUCGUGCGCCAGCUGUACAAGGAGGGCGGUGUCCGCAGCGUGUUCCGUGGUAGCGCAAUGACCUUGGCCCGUGAUGGACCUGGUUCGGCCGCUUACUUCGCCGCGUACGAGUACAUCAAGCGGUCCUUGACCCCCAAGGAUGCUGACGGCAAUGUCACCGGUGACCUCUCGCUCUCGGCUGUGGUGUGUGCCGGUGGUGCUGCCGGUAUUGCCAUGUGGAUCCCCGUUUUCCCCGUCGACACUAUCAAGUCCCGGCUGCAGAGCGCACCGGGUAAGCCAACCAUCAGUGGAACUAUCCGUGCCGUGUACGGUAACGGUGGUUUCAAGGCUUUCUUCCCUGGCUUCGGACCGGCACUGGCUCGUGCUGUGCCGGCCAACGCGGCUACUUUCCUCGGUGUUGAGCUUGCCCACAAGUUCAUGAAGAAGAUGUUUGACUAA